AUGUCCAGUGCAGACGAAGUAUGUAACUAGAGACAACCCAAAACCCCCCCCUUGAGAACCAGGCAAAGAAAAAAACUAACCGACUAACUGAUUUACACAGAUACGAGCCAAAAGGUUAGCCAAAUUGAAUGCUGCCAGUGCAAACGCGUCAUCGAGUAAUCAAAAGGGCUCUUCUAGUCAAGAAGCAACAUUGUCUUCAACUCCAUCUACAUUUGACAAAGAACAACCACAACGCGCAAGGACGCUUGAUACGAGCACCCACCGUCCAGUUUCAAAGGCAAGCCCAGGCACCACAGCUACUACAGUACAUGUGACAGGCUACAACGAAACAUCUCCCCUUGUUAAAACAAGCUGGGUUGGCGAGACCAUGGAUUCGAUUUUCAAUUUGCCACCGAAUAAAACUGCAAUUUCAGUCAAUGCACAUCAAUUGUCUGAAAAUUGCAUCGGUAGCCUCGAUGAAAACUACUUGGAUGAAGUGUUUAUGGAGCUUUUAAACUCAGACUACAAAUACCCAGAACCAAUGAGUUAUUUGCACCACAUGUAUGAAAGGGCCUACCUGUUGAAGCAGAAAUUGCCCUUGAAGACGAAAUUUGCUGCGGAAAAGACGGCAUUUCUUGCAUCUAUACUCAAGCAUACCGUGAGGUAUGCUGGCAUGGCUUUGCAAUUUCCUGAUAUGUUUGCAAAAGAAAAUCUAAAAGAAUCAAUCAAUUUCUUGAUUGAUAAAUUUGCACAAGUUUCGUCCUUCUUAACUCAAAUCAUUCAAGAAUCCGUGGAAGACGAUAGUUUAUUGACGGUGUUGAAUUUAAUCUUCCCCACAUUAAGUGUAAAAUUGACUCAAAAUGAAUCGAUUAAAACCGGCAAACAUCUCGGUUAUCUCACCAUGUUUGAGAAUUUGGUGAUGAUGAAACCCGUGGCAGCUGUCUUUUCACAAGUUGAUGGAUUUUUCCCACCAAAUUCAAGAAGGGAAGGGUUGGACUUUGAAUGGCACUCGUUGCUAGGACCGGUUUUGAGAGUCUCGCCAUUGUCGGCCUCGUGCGCUGAAUAUUUUGGCGACCAUCCAAAGUCCAUGUCCCAACCACAGCUCGUUACUGCUUUUGAACUCGCCCAAAACGAAUACAAGGUAAUCAUUGACCACUUGUUCGUCAUUGUGGAUAAAUUGAUUCGUGGCUCAACGCAAACAAGAGAGCUGGUGCUAAAAUGGUUUGCAAAUUUGGUCAAUGUAAGCCAUUUGAGGAGGGGAAGCCACGCAGAUUUCACCAAAUUAGCCAGCGAUGGCCUCAUGUUGAACAUUACUAUUGUUUUGAUAAAAUUGAGUCAGCCAUUUUUGGAUUAUCCAGUAUAUAACAAAAUUGCCAAGAUUGAUGUUGAUUAUUUUGCUAGCAGUGAUUUGCUAGAUAUCCUGGAAGAAUCAAGGGUCAAUUCGCUGAUUGAAGAGGCCGACGAGUACUACAAGCAUAGACACGAGCAAGGUGUUUCAAAGCCAAAUUUCAUUUCCGAUUGUUUCAACUUGACAUUGACAUAUUUGCAUUACGGAAUGGGAGGUAUAUUUAUAAAGUAUGAGAGGUUGGAGCAACAGAUUAAGGAAGGAGAGCAGAGGAUAGCCAUGAUCGAGAUGGGGCGCAUGCCCCCAGGUGUCAAUAACUUGCAAGCAAAUGCCUUGCGAGCGGGCUUGCCGAGAUUGAAAAAAGCCGUGGGGAUGGCUGUUGCCGAAAAAUAUGCAAUCCAGUCCAUUUUCAGUCUUCGUCCGUUGCAAUUGGAAAUAUUUGAUUUUGUCAUUGGAUCAACUGUUUACAUAACACGAAUGAUUGACCCAAACCACAAUUACCCACAAACGAAAUUAUCGAUCCCCAUUUUCAAAAUCGCGAGGGUUUCGCAAUUGGACGAUCACGAUUUCUUGAAAACGAAAACUCCCGAGCCAUGGAAGUAUUACCCCGAGUUUCUCCUUGAAGGGCUUAUCAACUAUUGCAAGUUCACCGUGAACUUUAGAGGUUGCCCCUUGGUCGGUAACGAGGAUAAACUCAUUUUGUUUGUUGAGUUUGCCACUAUUCUUUUGAGGUGCCCGGAAUUAAUUGGUAACCCACACAUGAAGGCCAACUUGGUUGAGAUUUUAUUCAUUGGCUCGCUUCCUGGGCCAAGCGGCCAAGAAGGGUUCAAUGCGCCGAUAUUCAGAAGCGAUCACUUGGUGUUGAACAAUUUACUAUACUCGUUGCUUGACUUUUAUGUCAUGGUUGAGAAAACAGGAGCCUCGUCGCAGUUUUAUGAUAAAUUCAACAGUCGUUACUAUGUGACUGUGAUUCUCGAGGAGUUGUGGAAGACGCCACGAUACAGAAACCAGUUGCGCGAUUAUUCCGAAAACAAUGUCGAGUUUUUCAUCAGGUUCAUUGCCAGAAUGCUUAAUGACACUACAUAUUUGCUCGACGAGAGCUUCAAUUUAUUGAAUUCAAUCCAUGACUACCAAGUCGAGAUCAAGCGUCGUUUAGCUGGCGAUCCGGAAAACGAAGAGUUGGGAUCCACGGAGGAGUUAAAUGGCAAUUUGGAAUCAGCCGAAAAGAGAGCGAAAUCGUUGAUGAGCUUGUCCAACAAGACCAUUGAAUUGUUCAAAUUGUUCACGAGAGAAGUACCCAAGGGAUUCGUGUUACCUGAAAUCGUCGACCGUUUGGCCGGUAUGCUUGACUACAACUUGUCCAUCCUUGUAGGCCCCAAAUGUUCCAAUUUAAAAGUAGAGGCACCGGAAAAGUACAAUUUCGAACCCAAAAAGGUGCUUAGCGACAUUUGCGAAGUUUAUGUGAAUCUCGCAUCACAGAGCCGAUUUGUCAUUGCCGUUUCUCGCGAUGGGAGAUCUUUUGAUGUCAACUACUUUAGGAAAGCGGAGAACAUUUUAACAACUAGGACAUUUACCGAUAACAAGAUUAUCAAUCAGCUUAGGAUAUUUUCACAAAAGGCCGAAGAGAAUCGAAAAGCUGAAGAAGACGAAGAGUUGGAGUUGGGCGAGGUUCCCGACGAAUUCUUGGACCCCUUAAUGUUUACCUUGAUGGAAGAUCCAGUCAUUCUACCAGGCUCUAAAGUCAGCAUUGAUCGGUCUACAAUCAAAGCGCAUUUGAUAAGUGACGCAACUGAUCCAUUCAACAGAAUGCCCUUGAAAUUGGAAGAUGUGGUGCCCGAUGUUGAAUUGAAAGACAAAAUCACAGCUUUUAAGCAACAAAAGAAGAAUGAGAGAUUGAACGCAGGAGACUCGCCCAUGCCCGAGUAG
This is a messenger RNA of Lodderomyces beijingensis, 3250 nucleotides long. NCBI's taxonomy places the organism in Eukaryota, Fungi, Ascomycota, Pichiomycetes, Serinales, Debaryomycetaceae. The record is from the annotation of a GenBank genome assembly.